This is a messenger RNA of Entrophospora sp. SA101, 462 nucleotides long. The record is from the annotation of a GenBank genome assembly. Lineage: Eukaryota; Fungi; Glomeromycota; Glomeromycetes; Entrophosporales; Entrophosporaceae.
AUGUACAGGAAAAAUCAAUAUGAACAGUCUUGGAUUGUCUAUAGAGCAAAUGGUAAAGCAUGGAUGACAGCAAUUUUAUUUCAAGAGGAUAAGACUGUCUCUAAGGUAGCAUCAGCUAGAAAGAUUGAUUUGCAAAUCAUAUAUAGAUCAGGUAAUAAAGAACUUAGCCAUUUAGAAGCUUCUCGAUCAGUAACACCAAAUAAAGUCAUUAAGGAUCAUAUUAAUAGGGAUAAUGGCUUAUAUUUUGGGUUGAGGGACCUGCAUUUAGCAGAAGCAUUAUUUAAACUUGACAAUGAUGAUUUAAAUCCAUUUCACAGAAUCUUUCAUUCUGAAAAUAUUUCAACACCAAAUCAUCAUAAGGCCAGUUUUAUCAGAUCAACAUACUUCACCCCAAGAAAAUCAAAACAAACUGUUGUUGAAGAAAUAAAGGCAUUGCAAUCUGUUGAUUUUGAAUCCUGUUAA